UAUGACGGAGAAAGAGAAAAUCGCUUUGGAUUUGUUACAAGCAAUUAGAGAAGAAGAUAUAAGAUGUUUGCACGGAAGAUUAGUUGCCUAUUGUUCGGAGAUCGACGGUGAUCUACUAGAAAAAUGUCUAUAUGAAGCAUUGAGGCUUAAUAAAGACGAAUUUUUUAUCUGUAUAAUAGUUCAAUGGUUAUGUAAAUUGACUAUUUAUCAAGAUUGGUUAAUAGAGGAAAGUGUCUAUGGCGAAUACAGUCGUAAGGAACUAAGAGGAUUUUACGAUACUGUUGAGGGAUGCUUACAAAAUCACAAUAACAAAGAACUUUUAGAAUUUUGGAGAAAGUUAAAAACUAUAAAAAAAUGCGAAGAUAUAUUUGGUUUGCUGUUUCAAAAAGUAAUUCAGCAAGAGAAUCGUGACUAUUUCGACAUAUUUAUGCGUUUAAAAAUAAUAAGAAUGAACGAAGAUACACCAGUUAUGAUAUUAAAAAGUAAGUUUGAUGAUAAAAUAAAAAUCGCUAAAUUAUUUUUUAAAAGUUACAAUUGGAAUGAUGAAGAUUCUUGGUUAUAUCUGAUUUACGAAAUAAAUGAUCCACCCAAUUCUCAGAAACAACUUCGAAUGCUAGCUAAUUGUUUUGAAAAAAGGAUAGAUCUAUACGAUUUAAGAAAAUUAAUGGCUUGUCAUAAAAAGACAACAAAUCAAUUUAGAAAUUUUAUCAAAUUAUUAUUGCCAAAACUAGAUUUUGAAUAUUUUUUGGAGUUAAUGAAUCAUAAAGUAUUCGAAUUUAACGAAACAGUUGCUUUGGCAUCCCUCGAGUGUCAAUGUACAUUUUUAAAGGAAUUAUUAAAACAUUAUGGUUCACUUUAUCUUGAAGUAAUAGAGAAUAUAAACCAUGGAUUAUUCGGUACUAAACCAGAACCACUUUCAUACAAUUUAUAUACAAUAUUUAAAGAAACUUUUAAAAGUCAGAUGCAUAAGAAUAUAGUUUUUGAUUAUUUCGUUACAAAUAUUAUACCUUGUUAUCAAAAUGAACAAGAGCUUUCUUCAGGACCCGAUUGCUGGUAUUCUCUCUUCGUUCUUAUUAGAUUUAGUCAAGAUGGUGCAAUAUUUUCCGAAUUGAUACGGAAUUACGUAUAUCUCUUUUUAAAGAAAAAGGCUGAAGAUAGACUAAAUUAUCCAGUUUCCGAAUCGAAAAGGAUUACUACGUUUAUUGCAACAAUGAUAUGGCACGCUUUCUCAACUGAUUAUUUCCUAUUUUUACACGAUGAGACUAACGAAUGCUUUGAUUUUUUGAAAGAGCAAAAUUUUCCAUUCGAAAUAUUAAUGUUAGCCAGUGAUCAAUCCUACUUUAAUAAAUUAGUUAAAAUUCGUAAAGAAGCACGUCUAAUGUCAUUAAAAGAGAUGGCAAGAUGGACUUUAAGAAGAAAUAUAAGAAAACCAUUUCAUGAUAAUCUAAUGAAAAUGAUAAAUGACUUGAAAUUACCAUUUUUAGUUGAAAAAAUGCUUAACUUGCGAGAAAUUAUGCAAAUUCAUGGACUUUGUUGGAAACAAUUCCAAGUUUCAAAUGGUGAAUUUGUUGUCUAUGUUAAAAUAUAA
Dimorphilus gyrociliatus is the source of this 1588-nucleotide messenger RNA. The record is from the annotation of a GenBank genome assembly. NCBI's taxonomy places the organism in Eukaryota, Metazoa, Annelida, Polychaeta, Dinophilidae.